AUGGCACGUCCUAAGAAAGCCAGUGUACCCACAAAAGCGUCCUUGUCCGAUGGACGUGGACGGCGUAAAACUCGUAACAGCGCAUCGCAAGAGGAGGAGGAGGAAGACAUGCUCGAUAACAUCACUCUGGCUCCACCGGUCUCACAGCCAAAGCCGAAAUCGAAACCGACCGUACCCUUCAAAAUACCUGGCGAGUUCGAUCAUGUUGUGCUCAAAGACGAGGCUGAUUGCAAUGACUACAUCUCUAAGACCGAUGAAUCCGAGGCGUAUCUGCGAGAUAUGAAAACCCUAGAGGUCCAUCUCGACACAAGCAAACUGGUCGCAUAUACUGAAGAUCGUUUCGCAAUUGUACUCAACAAGCUACAUCCACGCCCCGACGACACCAUCAACCCUCACGACUUACAAACCAUCCGGAUAGUCGUGAAAGGCAAUAUUCUCCUCACGCGUUACAGCUACCACCUCAUAUCGCCAUUUCAAUCUGCCUUCGUAAACGACAAACUGAAGAAGCUCGCAGACGGCAAACUAUCCGAUGAGGAAAGGGCAAAGCUACCCUACAAGCUCCACAGUACGGAGAAGCUUCUCGCCAAUGCACUACUGGGCAUUCGUGGAGUGAAGCAAGUUCAUAUCGAGGGGAAAGGGAAAGGAACUGUUGAAGCAGACUUUGCGGCGACUAUCAAAGCUACACUGGUCCAGCCCGUGGGAACUGAUAUCUUGGAAGCAAGCGACGAAGAGUCUCCGUUCUCUACGCAUGGGUUGAAUAGGCUGGGAUCGAUCUACUCUAAUGCGUAUUCUGGGGACGCGUUGAAUCCAUACGCUUCUCUGGCUCCACCAGAAGUAGAGCUGGUGGAUGAUUCGGAGGGCUCAGACGACGAUGCGCAGGCCGCUACUGUCACAGAACUACAUGAUCCUGUCAGACGUAGGCCGAAGGAGGAUGUUCCCAUCGUAAUGUCUGGGCCGCAAACGCGUGGAACAAUGGCUAAGCAGGCUGAAGAAGUGGAGGAGAAGGACGACGAGGACGAGGACGAGGACGAAGGCUAUGGCUUGGGACUUACGGAGAUGGUUCGGAUUUACAAGCAGAAGUCGCGUCCGGGUGAUAUAGAUUCGGAUACUCUCAGAUAUGAUGUGCUGCCUGUAGUUUUGACGGCGAGGGAGGAAGCGGUUGAGUUAGGCUGGAAGGUGUAG
This is a messenger RNA of Alternaria ventricosa, 1182 nucleotides long. RefSeq lists its product as uncharacterized. Lineage: Eukaryota; Fungi; Ascomycota; Dothideomycetes; Pleosporales; Pleosporaceae. The transcript has a single exon. The record is from RefSeq and is a predicted model, not a curated record. The coding region runs from base 1 to 1182 and encodes 393 amino acids.